This is a messenger RNA of Jaminaea rosea, 734 nucleotides long. RefSeq lists its product as hypothetical. Bases 123 to 560 code for a protein of 145 amino acids. Lineage: Eukaryota; Fungi; Basidiomycota; Exobasidiomycetes; Microstromatales. The record is from RefSeq and is a predicted model, not a curated record. The transcript has a single exon.
CGAAGCGAGCGGGAGUGUUCUCUGGGUCUCUCUGUAGCAUCGGCCGCUUGAUCCCGAAUGAUCGAUGUCGAUGUCUCGCGAUGCCUCGCGAUGCCUACGAUGCCUCACGAUAAUGUCUGACGAUGACACUUCGCAUAUGCCUCCCUACCGCCUUGUCUGCCUGGGUGGUCAUCGCUUCGACGCCCACCACUCUACGAGGUCAAUGUUGGACAGCUUCGUCGCGAGGUGAUGCCAAGCAAAAUUCGGCCACGCACGCGCUGCUCGAGCGGGCUUCGAUUCAAAAAUGUCGAGGCGACAAGCACCAGGCAGCGUCACAGCUUGGGUCGGCUGCGUGUCGGCAGGCGUGCUUCCGCGAGAGCACUGGAGCAGAUGAAGCAUCGACGUCGCCCUGUCCGCUCGUGAGGCAAUCCAGGGCACGCAGCAUGGCCUCGAAAUGCUCGCACGCCUGCAGCGGCCAAGCACAGCACGCACGAACGGCUUGCGUGUUCGAGGGGGCAAAGCAUGAGGACAAGAGGGAGCAGGCGUUGCGGUCUUGGAGUGAGAUGCUGCAAAGCGGUUAGACUAGUGGCCAGGCUAGCCUCAAGUCAAGGCAGAAAGACAGCUCGAUGAACGACGUCCUGUAAUCCGGACCUUGAGGAUGCCGGGCUGUCGCUGCUCCUCGGUGCUCUCUGCUCUCUGCUCUCUGCUUCCUCGGCUGCCCGCCAAGCCAAGAGUGACCGCCGACUCGCUCGUCG